Molecule: messenger RNA, 10935 nt
Organism: Culex pipiens pallens (northern house mosquito)
Lineage: Eukaryota; Metazoa; Arthropoda; Insecta; Diptera; Culicidae
Product: protein sax-3-like
Exons: 12
Coding region: 1301-5227 (1308 amino acids)
Biological process (GO): axon guidance; cell-cell adhesion
Cellular component (GO): plasma membrane; axon
Molecular function (GO): protein binding
Source: RefSeq, a predicted model, not a curated record
UGUUGUGCUCGACUGGUGGAGUGUCUCCAGCCAAAUUCCCCCCGGGUCGGACCGAAACCGAAACCAGUGCCGUUUGGGCAGCCGAGCCGAGCGAUUCUGUUCUUCCGCGCCGCAGGGGGUCGUCCGCGAAUGACGUUUUUCUAGGAUAUUUUUGUGGGGGAAUUCCGGCUGAUUUUUGUGAGGAGGAAGAAGCGCUGAGUGUGAUUAAUUGCCAGGUCGUUUCGCCCUGGACAGGUGGUUGAUAGCGGUCAGGGCAGGUUCUCCGGGACUGAUAAGUCUUCUGGGUCGUGGAUAGUCCAAGAGGGUUUCUCCUACUGCCGAAUCUUUAAGGUGGCGUUAAAGUGCGUGAAACCAUAUUGUGGUGAGAGCGUGAAAAGUGUUGAAGAGAAAAAAAGUUUCUUCGCGGAAAACAGAGUGGAAAAUCGAAAGAAAAACAACCCCUCUCGUCUGCCCUUAAGCAGUUUCAACCCGUCAUAGGAAGUUCCAUUAACCUUUGGUGGGGUUGGCACCACGUGCGACAGUGUUGACGAAUUUCGAUUGUGUGUUGUUUACGUUUGUCGUGUCGCACCCCUUAAAGGAAAAGCCACUUUCCCGAGGAGGAAAAAAGGAAAUCGAGGGUCAGUUACUCGGAUGUUUGUGGAGAAAAGGAAAAGUCCCGAAAAUAACAAUGGCAGAAAGUGAGUCGUAAAAUUGAGGAACCCUCAAAAGGGGAAGGGGAAAACUCAACCGGGAAAAUCGUUACAAACAGUGUGGAAAACCGCAGCAGGGUAAAGAAUACGAUGAUGGAGCGUGGAAACUGAGGAAAAUUUGAUUAAUUGAAAGUGAUUUGCGGAGCGCGACCUUCUCGAAAGGAAGCUGCGAGGAAAAUUCUUCAAAAUUUCCCAACGCAAAGACGCGAAAACGUGAUCACCGCCACAGAGAAAAAAAGGAAAAUUAAUGAUAUUACACUGUUGAAUAGCUCGACCAUUUCCCCAGCGAAAACACAAAGGAAAAACCCCGCCGUCAAAAAAAUACGAGGCUUCGCGGAAAGUAAAUGGAAAUUACCCACAGUGAUUACCGUCAAGUGGUGUUCGUCCUUUUUUGAAAGGAAUUUCCGCCCCCCUCGCGGCUAGAGGAAAAUGUGCCAAUUGUUAUUGUUUCAAUUGCUGAGAAAAUGUGAAACUGAGCUGCGCGGAAAAUCGCAUCGCCUUUUGUGAAGUGUUAACAACACACAGAGUGGGCAGAGAGGAAAAUAAAAAGUUGGAAACUUUUUCCAAGCAAAAAAUCGAUUUGCAAAUUUUGUGAAAAGCUCGCACCGGAAAUGGAUAGAGCAGUUCCGGUGGCGGCCGGAAUCAGGCUGAUCAUCGCGUUGCUGCUGAUUUUGCAGCACAGUGAAGCUCUGCUUCAGAAAGUCCCGCGAAUAAUCGAGCACCCGAUCGAUACGACCGUUCCGAGGCACGAGCCGGCCACGCUGAACUGCAAGGUGGACGGCAUUCCGCCGCCCACCAUCCAGUGGUACAAGGACGGUGCCCCGCUGAAGAUUCUGCCCGGUUCGCAUCGGAUGUUUUUGCCGGCGGGCGGGUUGUUCUUUCUAAAAGUCGUAAAUUCUCGCCGGGAAAGUGACGCCGGAGUGUACUGGUGCGAGGCCAAGAACGAGAACGGAGUGGCCCGCAGCCGGAACGCCACCCUCCAAGUGGCAGUCCUGCGUGAGGAGUUCCGGCUGGAGCCGCAGCACACCCGGGUGGCCCAGGGCGAGACGGUCCUGCUCGAGUGUGGACCCCCCAAGGGGGUGCCGGAGCCGACGGUCGGGUGGCGCAAAAACGGCCAGAAGCUGGACGUCGAAACGAGCAAACGCAUCCGGGUCGUGGACGGGGGAAACCUGGCGAUCCAGGACGUGCGCCAGACGGACGAGGGCCAGUACCAGUGCAUCGCGAAGAAUCUGGUCGGGGUGCGCGAGUCCGGGAUGGCGUUCCUGAAGGUGCACGUGAAACCCUUCCUCAUCCGGGGACCGCACGACUCCACCAUCAUCGAGGGCUCCUCGGUGACGUUCCAGUGCCGCGUCGGAGGUGACCCCAUGCCCGACGUCCUGUGGCGACGGUCGGCCAACGGUGGCAACAUGCCCCUGGACCGCGUCCACAUCCUGGAGGAUCGCAGCCUGCGCCUGGAGAACGUCAUCCCGGACGACGAGGGAGAGUACAGCUGCGAGGCGGACAACGCCGUGGGGGCAAUCUCCGCCACCGGAACGUUGACCGUGCACUCUCAUCCCUACCUGGUGAUCCGACCGGUGCCGCAGGUCAUUGAGGGAAUUCGCGAUGCUUCAUUUGAGUGCAAGUCCGAAGGACGUCCCAAACCAACUACGUUCUGGUCGAUCGAGGGUAAUCGCACCUUGAUCUUCCCGGGGACCAAGUUCGAUCGCUUUGAGACGUCCAAUACCCAGGAGGGUUUGACCGUGCUCACGAUCCUUCAAACCACCAAAGCGGACAACGGCUUGGUGGUGAUCUGUAGUGCGGUUAACUCCGUAGGAUCGAUCAGCGUACGCGCACGACUGACCGUGGCGUCACAAGACGAUCUACCACCGCCGAUCAUCAUCUUAGGACCCACAAACCAAACGCUUCCAGUGAAGUCGGUGGUUGCCUUGCCCUGUCGAGCGGUUGGCAACCCAACUCCCAUUAUCUCGUGGUACUUGGACGGCAACCCCGUCAUCAACUCCGAGCGGAUCAACACCACCGACAACGGCACCCUGGUAAUCCACGAUCUAGACAAGAACACCGAUCAAGGUCUGUACACUUGUGUGGCAAGCAGCCGUAGCGGUAAGGCAACCUGGAGUGCCUACCUCCGGCUAGAACCUCCAACCAACCCAAACAUUAACUUCUUCCGUGCCCCUGAGGCCAGUGCCUUCCCGAGUGCCCCGGGGAAACCUCAGAUCGUCAACGUAACCGACAACUCGAUCAGCAUUUCUUGGCUGCCGAGCAUCAAAUCGGGGGCCUCGGACAUCAACGGCUACCUAAUCGAGGUCUUCUCAACUGACAUGGCUAAAGGAUGGAUCUCAAUCCCGUACAAGAUCUCCUCGACCAGCUACACCUUUUCACCCGUUACGUCGGACAUCGCCUACACGUUCAUCGUGCGAGCCGAGAACGAUCAAGGCGUUGGCAUCCCAAGCUUGAUGUCCGAUCCGGUGACCAUCGGUCGAGACAUCAACCACGGCGAAGACAUCAACUUGAGCGAAGCUCAAGCUACGCUAUCCUCCGGAAGCGUGGUCAACCUGCUGGAAGCAAACGCUUCGGACUCUACAAGCGUUCGUCUCGUUUGGGAGAUCGUCAACGGGCAGUACGUCGAAGGGUUCUACAUCUACUCGAAGAACGUCAACAGCAAUGGGACGUACAAGACGCUGACCGUGCUGCACGGUGGCGGAGCGUCUGCUUGUACGAUCAACGGACUGGACAAGUACACCGAGUACGAGUUCUUCCUGGUGCCGUUCUACAAGACGAUCGAGGGAAGGCCGUCCAACUCGAGGACGGCGAAGACCUUGGAGGAUGUUCCCAGUGCAGCCCCGAUCAACAUGGAGGCAGUCCUGCUAAACACUUCGGCCGUCUAUCUCAAGUGGGAACCCCCAACCAAUCACAGCUUGAACGGCAAGCUCAAAAACUACCACAUCAUCAUCCGCGGCUACGACGUGCACAACAUGUCCAAGGUGCUGACGAACAUGACCGUCGACGGGGACUCGCCGAAGCUGCUGCUGGCGAAUCUGUCAGCCGGGGUGACCUACUCGGUGAGCAUCGCGGCCAGCACCCGCGUCGGCAUUGGGCCGUUUAGCGUGCCGUCGAUUCUGCGGCUGGAUCCGCACACGAAGCGGCUCGACCAGGGUUAUACGCGGUAUCCAAUAAAUCACGACUACUCGCACGAUAUCCUGACGCAAACGUGGUUCAUUAUCCUGCUCGGUUCCAUCAUCGCCAUCAUCGUGUUCCUGUUCGGGGCCACGGUGAUCUUCCGGCGGAUACAGUUUAUGAAGCACAGCUCGCUGAACAGCAUGCACGGAAAUCACGCCAUCGGAACGGUCCGCAAAUUUCCGACGCUUCCGCUGAAUCCGAACGGCGUCUGGAUCGACCCCGGCGGUGGCGUUUGGCGUCAGGCGUCCGAAAUCACCAAGGAAGCCAUCACGGACUACGCGGCGGUGUCGAACGCACCCACGCUGCCGCUGCCGGAUUAUGAGAGACUUUCCCCGCUCAACAUGCCCGACUACGCCGAGGUCGCCGGCUGCUCCUCGUUCAAAAACGACCUCGGCCCCCACGGUUCCCCGUCGUACGACAAUUACGGUGCGUACGCGUCUACCACCCUGGUCGGCCGUUCCGUCGCAAAUCAGGCCUCCUCGUCCUCGUCAAUCCCCCCACCGGGUGGCGUCCCCGUCUUUGCCCAGAACCAGUUCGACGGGAAAAACGUCUACUCUGCGCCGACGAGCUGUCAUUACAAUAAUUUCAUAAAUCAACAUCAGCAACGGCAUCAGCAGCAGCUGCACCAGCAGCAGGUUCCCGGCGAGGGUAAGAGGACCGGGUAUGGGGCCAGCGGAAGCAUGAAGAGUCAGAAAAUGAACAUCAUCGAGAACCGGAUGGCGGACAUGAUGAACAACCUCGGUCACAGUCAGGGCGGAUCGAGCGUGAGCUGUAAUCUGAACGGGGCAAACAGCAGCAGCAAUCUGCUUCCGGCGGGAGGUUCCGGGGCCGGGACCAGUGUAAGUGUCCCCCACACGCCCCUGUUCGGCACUAUCAAGCGGUCCUCGGCGGCUGCGGCGGCCGCGGCAGCCAAGUACAACAAAAUAGGCUACAAUAAGGAUAAUAAACUCAAUUUCGGCGAUAAUGGCCGCUGCACCGAGCAGCCCCUGUUCAUCAAGUCCAAGUACGACGGAACGUGGUCCUCGGUGCCCAGCACGGCGGCCUCGUCCGCAAACAACAUCAACAUGAUUAAUAAUUCGCCGUAUCACCAGCAACACUCCCAGCAUCAGCAGCAGCAGCACCAUCCGGCGAUGUUCAAGGGAGGCAGCAGUGGCAACAUUUUGGACCCGCUGCCGCCGUCCCCGGUGGAAAAUAAUGGUGGUCGAAUUCCCGGUUGUGGGGUCGUCGGAGGGCAAACAAAUAAUUUAGAUAAUCAACAGCAGCAGCAGCUACAAAUGCAAAACAGUGGUUCUGGAAGCAGCAACGAUAGUGCAAGUUCGCAAAACUAUUUGAGCAGCUUUGGCAAAACGGACAACGUGUAAAGUUGGACAAGUUAGUGUGUUGUAAUCCCUUGCUUGGUUCAGGGAGGUCAGUUCUUCCGUGUAGAGUAGUUAAUGACUGCGAUGGUGACGAAGCCGAUGGUGGGGUAAGAGUGAUGGGCUUUUGACGAGGUCAUGGAUGUGGAUGAGGUUCUUGGCUGGUUCUGGGUGAUUGUGGGUAAAAAUUGUAGGUUUUUUAAAUUUGUGUCAACGAUUCAUGUUGCUUAGUUUAAAAACGUUACUAAAUCCACCUUGAGGUGGUUGGUGCCUUCCUUGCAUUCAUAAAGUGAAUACACUACACAGCCUCAAAAAAGUGUAUGAAUAACACUUAUUUUUAUCAAAAUAUCUGAGACCCGGGUUCAAAAAAGUGUAUUCAAAACACUAAAAUACUUAUAACUUUUGAUAGGGUUGUCAGAUCUUCAAUCUUUCGUUUGAAAGGUCUUUUGAUUACCCAUCCAACGAUGGGUCGCCUGAUAGAUCGGACAACUUUUUCAUCAAAAUAUUUGAGAUCCGGCCUCAAAAAGUGAAUAAAUAACACUAAAGUGCUCAUAACUUUUGAUGGGGUUGUCAGAUCUUCAAUCUUUUGAACGCGUUGGAAAGGUCUUUCAAAUACCUUUCUAGAAAUAUAUUUCAAAAACCACCCUUUUUACAAUCUUCCGAAGUUUAGCUAAAAUCGUUUUUUUAGCAUAACUUUUGAAGUACUUUUCUGAACUUCAUAAUAUUAACUAGGGUCUUGUGGGACCCCAAGACGGAUCGAAUGAGACCAAAACGGUCCAAUUCAGGUCAGCCAGUCCGGAGAUAAUCGUGUGCAUAUUUUUCGGUGCACGGACUUACAGACAUACAAACGCACAAACAUUUGUUCAGAAUUUGAUUCUGUGUCGAUAGGUAUACGUGAAGGUGGGUCUACGAGGUCGGAUUAAGAAGUUCAUUGAGGUGAGGAAGGCAAAAAUACGAAAAUUAUGAAAAGCUUAUUAUUGGAAUUUUGUAAAAUCUUGUUAUUUAAAAAAUAUUUUUGCCUAUCUUAUUUUUAACUAUAUUUUAAAUAAGAAUUAAAAAAUUUCUUAAAUUUGAAUUGUGACAUUGAGCGAAAACUUGUUAACAGAUAGCAUUAAUUAAACGCAAAUUAGUAUAAUGGUAAAUUGAGCAAUUUGAAAUAAGAUUUAUAUUACAAAAAGUAAGAAAACUGAUUUAUUUUGAUUUUGGACAAACUUGAAACAUUAAAAAUACGUGUAAUGACAAGAUAUAAAGUCGCAACUAAUAACAAACAAAAUACUCAGUAAAGUUUGUGUUAAAUUGGAAAGAUCAAUGUUUCUUCAUUUAUGAAGUAAUUAACCUUAAUUAGAGUAUAACAGUUGCACUCUAUAAGAACAAAAAUGUGGAACAUUACACAUUUUCUGAGAAAAAAAAACGACUCAGAAUGCGUAAAUAUUUUUAGUCACAAUUGUUCAGAAAAUCUGUAUUAAUUCUCAGUAAUAAAAGCAGUAAUAUCAAUCCUUCAAAUUAAACACCUUGUUAAAAUAUAAAAUUCUUUCUGUGCUACUGUGCUAAUACUUUUCUUUAUUCAUCAUAUAAAAAAAAUGCAACUCUUGUUUGUUUUAAAAGAUAACUACAAAUCAAUUAAAAUUUCAAAGAUUUUACGAGAAAAAAAAAGAAAAUUAAAAGUUUCAUAACAUGCACCGAUAAAAUAAAAUAAAAACAUGCAGGAUAGCCUAUUUAAAAAAAAAAUGGGAGUUUUUGGGGUUAUAAGUUAAAAAAAACAAUGGAACUAAGAUUUGUCCGUUAUAAUUAAAAUAAUAUUUGAGGAUCAUAAUAAAAAAUGUACUUCAAAAUUUGGUACAUUGCAAUCAUUUUAUUAACUGUUGCAUACGUUUUUUUCUAAAUAUUUCAUGGAAAAUAUCGAAAAAUGAAUUUUUAACUUUUCACGAUCGAUUAUAAUAAUAAACCGUUUAAAAUUUUAAGUCCCGAGUGACAAAAAAUACAAAUCUAAUAAUACAGUUUCUCAUUAGGCUGGUACAAAUUUUAUUUAAAGUUUAUGUCUCCCCCCCUUCAAAGUAAGCCCAAAAAAUCAGGGGACAAAACAAUAUUUUUCCAAAAACCUUCAAAAUUUUAAUGGCAAUUGAACUGCAAUCAGCUGAAAUCAGUUUAAACAAUAUACAAUAUUUUUCCAAAAACCUUCAAAAUUUUAAUGGAAAUUGAACUGCAAUCAGCUGAAAUCAGUUUAAAAUGUAUUUCCUGCGUUAAGAAUCAUUUUUAGCAUGUUUGGGUUGAUUUUAAGAUCUUCAGAAUUUUCGAAAAUUUUCGUUUUUUUUUGCGAAUUUUUUUUAUAGUAAAAUUUUACAUUUUUUGAAAACUAAUGAUUACAAAACAACUGAACAAUGUAUUUUAAAACACUUUUUCUAUGCAAAUGUUGAAACUAUGGCAUGUUAUUUUUUGUUAUUUCAUUUUUUUUAUUUUUUGCCAGAGCCGAGGGACAAAAACUUUGAAAAAUAUUUGCAUCGGCCUUAUAGAGAAAAAAGAACAAUUAAUAUUUGAUUUGCUGGUACAACUAAACUUACAUUUAAAUAUUUGUUAUAUCUUUUUUGAUAUUAUUAAAUUUAAAAAAACACAAAAAACAACCUUUCAGUUUGAUGACAUUUUUUCAAAAACUAGAUGUGAUUUUUCAAUUUGAAAGAUUUAAAUAAUUUGUUGAAAAUAAAUUUUCUAAAUCUUGUUUCCACAUGGAAUAAAUCUGGAGAGUCUUCUUGACCCUAAAAAAAGCCGAUUUGAAAUAUUCAGUUUAAGAUUUUUGGACUGUAGCCUACUCAUAUCGUGAAAUUCCAUAUUGAUGCUUUAAAAAGUGAAGGCUAGUUUACAGAUAAGUAAAGCAAUUCUUACAAGUUAGUUUUCUUGGUAAAAUUUACUUUCUAUGUUAAUCCUUUAUUUAUGUCAUAGAUGAAGCAAAUCUAUGUUGAAGUUAAAUUGGAGGUUCCUUGAACAGUAACAAAGGAUAAACGGCCCAUAUUUUUAAUGAUCUAUCUAUACAAUGGAAUUUCAACUCAUUCUUUUUUUUUAGUUCUAUUGAAACACACUAUUCUUUAUAAAUAAGCGAUUGUUGCUCUACUGUGCAGUAACAUUUGAACUUCCGCUGUCAAGUUGCUCCAUUUACCACAACCAACCAAACAUAAACCAUUCCAAUGAAACCUGUUCAUCAAUUCACCAGGACCACCGUCAGAAUCAGCCCAAAACUGCACUCUGAACCCACGCCAUUUGGCCGUCCCAUCGCAUCAUUCACUAACUUUUAGGUGCUUAGAGUUGGUCUUACCAUGUAGAGAAACGGGAGCCAAGUGCAUCCACAGCUAGAACGAGCGCGUAUCGCAUUAAAAACAUCCCUCAAAACCCGAAACUCCCGUCAGCAUUUGGCGCUCUGAUGAACUGUUGCCUCUUGUUGACGACGAUGGUUGAUGAUGACGAUAGAUAAUGAUCUGUGCGUGAGUACGCGAGGAGAGCUGAUGAAGUCGUCCCUUUGCAUCCAUCCUCUGACCUGGUUGUUCAAUGUUUGAGUUUUGAGCUGCUGCUAUGUUUUCCAGGGUGAAGUUAGCACAAGAGUGCAUUUUCCAGCGACUUGGGGGUGGGAACACACCCCAUUUGAGACGAUUAGUCGUAAGUGAUGGUACGCGUCAGUUGGUUCGGAGGUUUUGAUUUGGCGAGGUACAAAUUGGGACUAUCUGAUAAACUAUUUGGGAUGCUGUCAUUAUUUCAGUUCAAGAAAUCUUUUCAUUUAACGUGUUGCAUUUUGCCAGAAGUUACCAGCUGAAAUCACCUGUAAUUAUCACACGUUUCCCUUCUAUUUCCCAAGUUUUCCUUCCAAUUGUUCCCACACGUCGCCCUGGUUGGCAAUUAGCGUCAGGAUGCUGCUAUUGCUACUAUACACCCGAUAAUGACUCGACACACACACACUGCCAGCUGCACAAAAGUCACGACUUUUCCUCUGUGUGCUCGCACGUACGACUCAUUUUCCGGCUUCUGGGAAAAGCUCACGUUCACGUCUGCUGGCUGCUCACACAGAACAGGUUGGGAUUUAUGAAGAGGUUGACUUCGGGAGUUGCACCUUGCUGUUGAACAACUCGGCCGGGUGCACAAACUAACACCAAGAGUGGCAAUUUUCCGCAAGUUUUUUUCCACCCCACUUCUAGAGGCUCAUUUUCUUUCGAGUUUCUUUUUUUUCGCUCUUAGUUUUGUGUAACUUGAGUUGAGAUUUCUUUUCUCUACUGCAACUACUCAUUCUUGCUCUCUCCUGUUGCAGAGCUAGUUUGAGAGUCAUUAGUGUAAUGAACGAAACAGGGCCAAGUAAGUCAUCAUCUCGGAGGUAGUUCAGAGUUCAACGAGGCGCAGGCCAGAGCAGCGAUACAAUGCCCGGGUAAUAGAGUUGUAAAUAGCUUAUCCAAUUACUGUGCAAGUGCGGCCCCUCGGAGUGUACAGAAAGUUUGUGAAGGGGGUGUAGCAAAUGAGAGAUGGAAAUAUCUAGGUUAGAUGGUAAUUUGUUUUUAAUUUCCCUAGGAUGAAAAUUGUACAGGCGCUAAAGUUUCUUGGAACAAAACUUCUUUCCACAAAGCGUAGAAAAUAGUCACAUCGAAAGCAACUGUAAAUAACAAUCACAAAAUAUACUAGGCAAACCUAUUUAAUAAUCUCUAGCAAGUGCGAAAACCAAAACGAGCAUAUGAACGAACAUAUCUAUAAUCAAAAAUUGAACAAAAAAUAGUUUUCCCUUGUUUGAGUUGGAAAGUGCAUUGCUAGUUCUAGACAGCUAUCAGCUAAACAAUCAAUCAAACAGUGAGUUUGUGCUUGUAAGAUAAUUCUAACUGCUGUCGAACGUGAGCAAAAAAAAAGUAUUCACAAACAGCUUUGUACAAAACUAUGCAAUUACGUAUCGAAAACAGUGAAAAAAAUGCGAUUGAAAAAAAGAAAAAAAAACAUGAAUAAAAGCAUAUCUGAUUUUCCCGCAAACAAUAAACAAAAACAAAAGUAAACUUUUCAUACCGAACGCUUUUUGUAGAUAACAAAAAAAGUAACCUAAAAAACAAACAAGCUGACUCACUCACACAAAAACAACCUAUCACUCUAUUGACUGUGCUUGUUUUUCUCUAAACUGAAGCAAAACAGAAAAUAAAAAAAAGCUGUAACCAGCUGCAAUUGCAACAAUUUUUACCCCUCCUCAAACACACACGUUGGUAUAGUUUAGAAAAGGAAAACGCAAAAAACAAGCAAGCAAAAACAGGAAAAUUGUUGGUAGAUUAGCCCAAACUGGUUGGGGAAAACGGACUGCACGGAAACACAUGAAAAAACAACACAAAAAAACAGGAAACACAAACGUCACACACUCAUUGCUCAUGCAAAAUAAAUAGAGUUAGAAAAAAUAAUCAAUGAUGCGCAAAACUUCCAUGCAAGCUGAUUGAAAAGUUAUUGGGGUAGAUAAGAAAAGAGAAGAGAAAAAAACAGAAAAAAGAUAAACAAUUUAUUACCUAGAAUACCGUGAAUAUAGUGAAAAGGGUGCAACAGUCGGGAAAUGGAAACGGAAAACUAGGAAUGCGUCUGAAGAAAAUAAAAGUGAGAAUGGUUUGGAAAUUUGUGAUUGCCAGCAGUGUCCAAAAGGGGGCACUGCGAAGGAGGAAAGCGUCUGAUGAGAAUUAUUGAGAGAUACAAUAAAGAAACAGUAUUUUAAAUAACAAUUUAAA